Didymodactylos carnosus is the source of this 1242-nucleotide messenger RNA. The record is from the annotation of a GenBank genome assembly. Lineage: Eukaryota; Metazoa; Rotifera; Eurotatoria; Philodinida; Philodinidae.
AUGUCUGCUUCGGCUAUUUAUAUUCUGGAUAUGAAAGGAAAAGUAUUAAUAUCGCGAAAUUAUCGUGGUGACAUUGAAAUGAAUAUGAUUGAAAAAUUCAUGCAAUUAUUAAUGGAAAAAGAAGAUGAAUCACAGUUAUCACCAAUUGUUCAACAUGGAGAAGUCGCAUUUGUUUACAUUAAAUAUAACAAUGUUUAUCUUGUUUGUACGACAAAAAUUAAUGCCAACAUUAUUCUUGUAUUAUCAUUUUUGUAUAAAUGUGUUCGCGUUUUUAAUGAAUAUUUUAAAGAAUUAGAAGAAGAGAGUAUUCGUGAUAAUUUUGUUAUUGUCUAUGAAUUAUUAGAUGAAUUAAUGGAUUUUGGAUUUCCACAAUCGACUGAUAGUAAAAUAUUACAAGAAUAUAUUACACAAGAAGGACAUAAACUAGAAGAUGUACGACCACCACCGGCUUUAACACAUACUGUCAGUUGGAGAUCAGAUGGAAUUAAAUAUAGAAAAAAUGAAGUGUUUCUAGAUGUUAGUUCGAAUGGUAACGUGUUGCGUAGUGAAAUUAAUGGUUCGAUUAAAAUGCGUGUAUAUCUUAGUGGAAUGCCUGAAUUAAGAUUAGGUUUAAAUGAUAAAAUAUUAUUCGAGUCUACUGGACGUACAAAGAACAAGGGUGUUGAAUUAGAAGAUGUUAAAUUUCAUCAGUGUGUUCGUUUAUCUCGUUUUGAAAAUGAUCGAACAAUCUCAUUUGUACCACCUGAUGGAGAAUUUGAAUUAAUGUCUUAUAGAUUAAAUACACAGGUAAAACCAUUAAUUUGGAUAGAAUCUGUUAUUGAAAAACACGAACAUUCCCGCGUAGAGUACAUGAUUAAAGCCAAAUCACAGUUUAAACGUCGAUCAACAGCGAAUAAUGUUGAAAUUUACAUUCCCGUGCCAUCAGACGCCGAUACUGGUCGAUUUAAAGCAACAUCUGGAAAUGUCAAAUAUGUACCAGAAAAAAAUUCAAUGAUUUGGACCAUCAAAUCGUUUCCAGGUGGAAAAGAAUUUUUAAUGCGUGCUCAUUUUAAACUGCCAAGUGUUUUGAGUGAAGAUUUAGAAGCUAAACCGCCUAUUCAAGUCAAAUUUGAAAUUCCAUAUUUUACAACAUCUGGAAUACAAGUUCGUUAUUUGAAAAUAAUUGAAAAAAGUGGUUAUCAAGCAUUGCCAUGGGUUCGUUAUAUAACACAAAAUGGAGAUUAUCAAAUUCGAACAUCGUAG